Wasmannia auropunctata (little fire ant) is the source of this 1132-nucleotide messenger RNA. RefSeq names its product histone chaperone ASF1-like. The transcript is spliced from 3 exons. The record is from RefSeq and is a predicted model, not a curated record. NCBI's taxonomy places the organism in Eukaryota, Metazoa, Arthropoda, Insecta, Hymenoptera, Formicidae. Bases 281 to 1009 code for a protein of 242 amino acids.
UUCACAUUCCGUUACAUCGUUUAAAAAAAAAAGAUUUCAGUUCAGUUUAAAUACUCUAAUUAAAAAGUACAAAAGAUAGGAUAUAUAAUUAUAAAAGAAAUAAAAUAUUUAAAAAUAAGUUAUAUACUUUCACAAAACGAGAUUAUGUAUUUUUAUUCAUAUUCAUGGGUUUAUGACGCGAAACUAUUUCGAGCUACUCGCGAUUAUACUCGAUUGUGCAAUUGAUUUAAUCGCGUUUACGUUCAAUCGCGUGGUCAGUGAUCGAUAAUGACAAGAGGCUAUGCUGACGUUCGAUCUUUUAUCGACACUUCUAAUUUUGUCAGGCAUUCGUACUGCCGGCGACGGUCUCGAUUGGGACUCUCCGAGCUCGCCCGCGUCAGCUGUAAUUACGAAAGAUAUCCACGGACGCGCCUCGUAUGUGGAGCCAGUUUUUUACGGAGGUUACGUGCAGCCACCGCAACGCCGUCUUCUCGAGCAUCCGCGUAGGGCCAAGCAGGUAUACCACAGCUACGAUUACAACUUUGCGCGAGGACACCGUCAACCUCGAAAAAAUAGGCUCGACGAGGGCAGACCUUAUCGUUCGUCGGCCGUGAAGAACGUCGAGGAUGAAGACGAGGAGGAAGAGGAGGAGGAGGAGGAGGAGGAGGAGGAAAAUCAGGGCGACGAAGAGGACAAGCUCGAUGAGGGCGCCGACGAAGAGGCUGCGGAGCAGGACGAGGAAGAAACGGUCGCGGUCGCCGCCGCCGCCGUCGCCGGGAAUCGCGUGGCGAGAUCUGGUUACGUGCCACUCGGGGGUGAGGCCGACAGGACACGUGUGAGACAGGAGGUGGUAAGGAUCCGAUCGGCCACCGAGGAAUGUGAGGACGAGCCGACGGAACCGUCGCAAUAUUACGAAUACGAGACCGAGGUGAAAAAUAUUGCUUCUCGAGAUGCCAGAUGCGACGAGUAUCGAGCGACACUUCCCGUGAAGGCCAUCGGCGUGAGUCUACUGAUUCUUCUGCUUGCCUAAGAAUUUCGGGUUUUGUAUAAGGCCUGUUUACGAAGAGGGAACAUUACGGCGACGUAUUCUACUGCGAAUGUGAGCAAUCGCGUGCAAUGCGCUGGAGUGUCGUAAUAAAUUUCUAUGAAUUUC